Messenger RNA from Cryphonectria parasitica EP155, 2961 nucleotides. Its product is annotated as kinase-like protein. The record is from RefSeq and is a predicted model, not a curated record. Gene Ontology annotation, cellular component: spindle pole; cytoplasm; centrosome. Gene Ontology annotation, biological process: protein phosphorylation; regulation of cytokinesis; mitotic cell cycle. The coding region runs from base 1 to 2961 and encodes 986 amino acids. NCBI's taxonomy places the organism in Eukaryota, Fungi, Ascomycota, Sordariomycetes, Diaporthales, Cryphonectriaceae. The transcript has 3 exons. Gene Ontology annotation, molecular function: protein binding; ATP binding; protein kinase activity.
AUGAAUGCCAGAGGCGGCAUUGACAUAGAGGCUUUGUCCCCUCGAGAUGCUAAUGCCCUUCCGAAGCGCACGACCGAUCUUAAGGCAAAAGCUGCAGCCCAGCUUAAGUCCAGUAAGGACAAGGACCACCCUCCCAUGCCACCACCUUUGGUCACGGAGCCUCCGAGCUCCGACCGCAAGGAUGGUGCUGUGUACCAGGUCGGUAGACUGCUAGGGAAGGGUGGCUUUGCCAUAUGCUACGAUGGCAAACAUGCCGAUACGGGCAAGAGAUAUGCUCUGAAGAUCGUCAAGAGCCAGAUGCCCGUGAAGAUGCAGCAGAAGUUUCAAACGGAGCUGCAGAUUCAUUCCAAGAUGCGGCACCGGAACAUCGUCCAGUUCCAUCGCGCGUUCACCUUUGAGAGCUGCACCUACCUGGCCCUGGAGCUGUGCCCGAAUGGAUCGCUGAUGGAGAUGGUCAAGAAGAGGAAGGGCCUGACAGAGGCCGAAGUACGUUUCUAUACGGUGCAAAUUGCCGGUGCCAUCAAGUACAUGCACGAUAAGGGCAUCAUCCACCGUGACCUGAAGAUGGGUAACAUCUUCCUCGACAAGUACAUGAAUGCCAAGGUCGGCGAUUUCGGUCUCGCCGCUCUUUUGGUGACUGGUAACGACAUGCACACCAUCAGAAGGACCACGCUCUGCGGCACGCCGAACUACAUUGCACCCGAAAUCCUGCAGAAGGGAAAGAGUGGCCACGAUCAUAUGGUCGACAUCUGGAGCCUGGGCAUCAUCAUAUUUGCGAUGCUCACGACAAAGCCCCCAUUCCAGUCGUCGACUACGGACGAGAUCUACCGACGCGCAAGAGAGCGAGAGUACGAUUGGCCAGAGAAUGACCAACGAAUCAUCAGUCCGGAGGCCAAGAUGAUCGUUUCAUCGAUGCUCGUCGACGCGGAUAAGAGACCGGAUCCCGACCUCAUCGUCCAGCACCCCUUUUUUGCCGCCGGAUACGUGCCGGUUCAAGCAGACAUCUCCAUGAAGCUGAGAGAAACCCCUCCUCAACAAGAAAUUUUCUACGACGCCUGUGAGCAGCCCAAGCUGCGCGAGCGCACAAUGCGUAAUCUCAGAGCCCUCUGCCAGGAGUGUGAUGUCGGCCCCUGGCACCAGAGUACUCGACCCCCUGCAACAGCCAUAUGGAGGGAGAUCGCUGCGGAGGAGAAGCAUGGCUUAACCCCCAACAUCCCACUUGCUGCCGACGUCGUGUAUCGCCCCUAUGAUGAGAUCAGGAAAGAGAAGAAGCAACUUGCUGUGUCUCAGUCAGUAUCGAUGCUCUGCGAAAAGACCGAGGCUCUCACUAUCGACUCGUCCUCCGCUACAAAGAUUCAGUCCGGCCUAUUGAGAGCACCACCUCAGAGCUUUGCGGCCCAACAGAGGGCUGCCAACAGACCAAAAAAUGUCCUGCCUACCUCGCAGACGCUCCCAUCCAUGAGUACUGCGCCAACGAGACCAGGUACUGUCCGGGGCCGGGCUGUGAAGAAAGAAUUACCUCUGACCACGAGUGGUGCGCUGUCGGUCGAAGGUCACGAGAAAGCGACUCGCGGCCCAACUCGAACAACAAGGACACAGCUACCCUCUGGCAAGGCACAGCCAACGGCACGAUCAGCAUCCGACAGCCAGCCGAUUUCAAAGACCGAAGCCCCGAAAGAGACCGUGGGCACGGGCCCCGAGGGACAAAAGCUGACGACCUUGUUUGCCCCGGACGAGCCUCAGGAGCUGCUGAAUGAUACCAGGCCCGACGUUGUGUUGGGCAAGAUGCGCAAGCUACAAUCUGAGCUUGAGAGGGCUCUCAAGGCACGCUCCCAGGCGUACCUCUCUGCGCAAGACAAAGAGCCAGACGUCCCAAAGGUUGUCGUCAAAUGGGUGGACUAUAGUAAUAAGUUCGGCGUCGGCUAUAUCCUGAACGACGGCAGCGCGGGAUGUAUACUGAAUCAUGUUGUGGCCCCGCUGGGGAAUGAAGAUGCUGUGCUACCACCGACAUACCUGCUCGUCCAUGGAACUGAGAAGCAUAUUUCGCGGAGACACGACCCGACAUAUUCCGACCGACAUCAAAUUGUGCCGAUGACCAACAACAUCUAUUUCUACGAGCUACAUGGCGAGGAGGGUGUCAGUCGAACGGCUGUGCAUCCAGAGGAGUUCAGGGUCUCGGUGAACCCAGACGGAACUUCCAGCAAACUUGGUCCAGGGAAUGACCUGUGGAAGCACCGGAAGCGGGAGCGGAUCGUUCUCUGGAAGAAAUUCGCCAACUAUAUGCUCCAGUACGCGAGGGAUCCCAAGGAUAUUGAUAUGUUCGCACCAACGACAGGAGAGCCAGGAGACCUCGUUACUUUCUAUCAGCGGUUCGGGGACGUCGGCGUUUGGUACUUCUGUGAUGGGCACAUUCAAUUCAAUUUCCCCGACCACACCAAGAUCGUGCUGGAUUCGACCGGCAAGUGGUGUCACUUCUGGCAUCUCUCCGAGGAGGCUGCCCAGCGCCUCGCGCAGACCGGAGAACUCGACGAGUCCUCACUGGACAACCGUGCAGUACUAAGCUACCCGCUCCAGACGCUACUCAACUUCACCAUGUCAAAUACAACCUCUGCCGCCGCGAGCCAGUCGGGUCGCUACCGACCAGAGAUUCCCAAGGGGCUGCUGUUCGUACCUGACGCCAACGGGUUCCGCGACAAGGUCAAGUUCAUGCACAAGAUUGUCAAGGAAUGGGUACAGAAUGGCGGCAUCGGCCAGAGCGACAUGUCCCGUGAGGGUCGGCUUAAAUGGGACGGAGUCAGGCAGACAAUGCAGGUCGAGCCGGUGACAAAGCACGUCUGGGUGACGGUGGGGGCACGAGGAAGCGACUCGCGACACGCCGUCUGGGUGGACUGCCGGAAGCCGACGGUGCUUCUUGAGAACAUUGAUGAGAACCGAAAGAGCGAUGAUACCCGGAAGGGCUAG